Messenger RNA from Melospiza georgiana, 3364 nucleotides. It is a transcript of the gene TRPM8, whose product is annotated as transient receptor potential cation channel subfamily M member 8. NCBI's taxonomy places the organism in Eukaryota, Metazoa, Chordata, Aves, Passeriformes, Passerellidae. Bases 1 to 3279 code for a protein of 1092 amino acids. Gene Ontology annotation, cellular component: membrane. Gene Ontology annotation, molecular function: ligand-gated calcium channel activity. Gene Ontology annotation, biological process: calcium ion transmembrane transport. The record is from RefSeq and is a predicted model, not a curated record. The transcript has 25 exons.
AUGAGGCAUCGAAGGAAUGGCAAUUUUGAGAGCUCCAGGCUCCUCUAUUCCAGCAUGUCUCGCAGCAUAGACGUGGCUUGCAGCGAUGCUGAUUUGGCCAACUUCAUCCAAGAAAACUUUAAGAAGAGAGAAUGUGUCUUUUUUACAAAGGACACCAAGUCCAUGGGUAACUUAUGUAAAUGUGGAUACCCUGAAAAUCAGCACAUAGAAGGCACCCAGGUAAACACCACUGAGAAAUGGAACUACAAGAAGCACACCAAGGAGCUGCCUACUGAUGCCUUUGGGGACAUCCAGUUUGAAAACUUGGGAAAAAGAGGAAAGUACAUCCGCCUGUCGUGUGACACAGACUCUGAGACCCUCUACGACCUCAUGACCCAGCACUGGAACCUGAAGACCCCCAACCUCGUCAUCUCCGUCACCGGCGGCGCCAAGAACUUCGCGCUCAAGCCCCGCAUGCGCAAGAUCUUCAGCAGGCUGAUCUACAUCGCCCAGUCCAAGGGAGCCUGGAUCUUCACCGGGGGAACGCACUACGGGCUGAUGAAGUACAUCGGGGAGGUGGUGAGGGACAACACCAUCAGCCGCAGCUCCGAGGAGAACGUGGUGGCCAUCGGCAUCGCCGCCUGGGGCAUGAUCUCCAACCGCGAAUCGCUCAUCCGCACCGCCACCAGCGACGGGAGCUACUUGGCCCACUACAUCAUGGAUGACCUGAAGAGAGACCCCCUGUACUGCCUGGAUAACAACCACACUCAUCUGCUGCUGGUGGACAAUGGCACCCACGGGCACCCCACCACGGAGGCCAAAGUGCGGACCCAGCUGGAGAAGUACAUUUCAGAGAGGGUCAUCCCAGAAUCUAAUUACGGCGGGAAGAUCCCAAUUGUGUGUUUUGCCCAAGGUGGUGGGAAGGAGACUUUGAAAUCCAUCAACGUGGCCAUCAAGAGCAAGAUCCCGUGUGUGGUGGUGGAGGGCUCGGGGCGCAUCGCCGAUGUCAUUGCCAGCCUGCUGGAGGCCGAGGGCACGCUGGCCUCCUCCUGUGUCAAGGAGAGCCUGCUCAGGUUCCUGCCCCGCACCAUCUCCAGGCUCUCCGAGGAGGAGACGGAGAGCUGGAUCAAGUGGAUUAAAGAAGUCCUUGAGAGCCCUCAUUUACUGACUGUGAUCAAAAUAGAAGAAGCUGGAGAUGAAAUUGUGAGCAAUGCCAUUUCCUUUGCCCUUUACAAAGCUUUCAGCACCAACGAGCACGACAGGGACAACUGGAACGGGCAGCUGAAGCUGCUGCUGGAGUGGAACCAGCUGGACCUGGCCAGCGACGAGAUCUUCACCAACGACCGAAACUGGGAGUCUGCAGACCUGCAGGAUGUGAUGUUCACAGCCCUGGUGAAGGACAGGCCCAAAUUUGUCCGGCUCUUCCUGGAGAAUGGCUUGAAUCUGCGCAAGUUCCUGACCACAGAGGUCCUGAGGGAGCUCUAUACCAACAACUUCAGCAGCCUGGUGUUCAAGAACCUGCAGAUUGCCAAGAACUCCUACAACGAUGCCCUCCUCACCUUCGUGUGGAAGAUGGUGGAGGAUUUCCGCAGAGGUUUCAAAAGAUACUACAAGAACAGCAAAGAUGAGAUGGAGAUUCAGCUCUCAUGUCCUAUCACAAGGCACCCAUUGCAAGCUCUGUUUAUUUGGUCAGUUCUUCAGAACAAGAAAGAGUUGUCCAAAGUCAUUUGGGAGCAAACCAGAGGCUGCACUUUGGCAGCCCUGGGGGCCAGUAAGCUCCUGAAAAGCAUGGCCAAGGUGAAGAAUGAUAUAAAUGCUGCUGGUGAGUCCGAGGAACUGGCUAACGAGUAUGAGACAAGAGCAGUAGAGCUGUUCACCGAGUGCUACAGCAACGAUGAAGAGCUGGCUGAGCAGCUGCUGACUUAUUCCUGUGAAGCCUGGGGAGGCAGCAACUGCCUGGAGCUAGCAGUGGAGGCCAGGGACCAGCAGUUUAUUGCCCAGCCAGGUGUGCAGAAUUUCCUUUCCAAGCAGUGGUAUGGAGAGAUUUCAAGAGACACAAAGAACUGGAAGAUUAUACUGUGCCUGUUCUUUUUCCCUUUAAUAGGCUGUGGUUUCAUCUCAUUCAGGAAAAAGCCUGUGGAGAAGAGUAAGAAACUCUUCUUGUAUUAUGUGUCUUUCUUCACCUCCCCCUUUGUGGUCUUCUCCUGGAACGUCAUCUUCUACAUCGCUUUCCUGCUGCUCUUCGCCUACGUGCUGCUGAUGGAUUUCCAGAAGGAACCCACGGCCCUGGAGAUCAUCCUCUACGUGCUGGUCUUCAUUCUGCUUUGUGAUGAAGUGAGACAAUGGUACAUGAACGGCAGCAAGUAUUUCUCAGACCUGUGGAAUGUUAUGGAUACCCUUGCAAUCUUCUACUUCAUAGCAGGGAUUGUGUUCAGGCUUCACUCUGAUGAAAGCUCUUGGUAUUCCGGGAGAGUAAUUUUCUGUUUGGACUACAUAGUUUUUACCCUGAGGCUCAUCCACAUUUUCACUGUUAGCAGGAAUCUAGGACCCAAAAUUAUUAUGCUGCAGAGGAUGAUGAUAGAUGUCUUCUUCUUCCUCUUCCUCUUUGCUGUGUGGAUGGUGGCCUUUGGUGUGGCCAGGCAAGGCAUCCUGAGGAAGAACGAGCACCGCUGGGAGUGGAUCUUCCGCUCGGUCAUCUACGAGCCCUACCUGGCCAUGUUUGGCCAGUACCCUGAUGAUAUUGAUGGUACCACCUACAACUUUGACCACUGCACCUUUUCUGGGAACGAGUCCAAGCCCCUGUGCGUGGAGCUGGAUGCCAACAACCAGCCUCGCUUCCCCGAGUGGAUCACCAUUCCCCUGGUGUGCAUCUACAUGCUCUCCACCAACAUCCUCCUGGUCAACCUGCUCGUGGCCAUGUUCGGCUACACGGUUGGAUCAGUGCAGGAGAACAAUGACCAGGUGUGGAAGUUCCAGCGUUUUUUCCUGGUGCAGGAAUACUGCAGUCGCCUGACCAUCCCCUUCCCCUUUGUCAUCUUUGCCUACAUAUACAUGGUGCUGCGGAAAUGCUUCAAGUGCUGCUGUAACAAGGAAAGCAAAGAGCCAUCCAUUUGUUGCUCGAGAAAUGAGGACAAUGAAAUCCUGGCAUGGGAAGCUGUCAUGAAGGAAAAUUACCUCGUCAAAAUCAAUACAAAAGCAAAUGAUUCAUCAGAAGAGAUGGUGCAUCGAUUCAGACAGCUGGAUGCAAAGCUCUCUGAUUUGAAAGGCCUUCUGAAAGAGAUUUCCAGUAAAAUUAAAUGAGUGCAGCUGAAAUCCAAGAGCAGCUACUGGAGCAGGGUACCAAUUCAUGAAGAAUAAUUGCUCGGAGCUGGCAGUAACCCCCAAG